CCAAAAAUAAAACAGAAUAUUGUGAACUAUGUAAUUCUUAGAAUUGUAUUAUCGUUUCGGCCAGCCGUAUUAUUGGCUAUCGCCUUAUUAUCUUUCUUCAAAUACAACAAUUAUUAUUAUCUACGAAUUACGAUAGCAAAAGACCAACGAUAUAAAGUGUACUAUGUACAGUUGUCAGUUGACAGUUGUACACUCGAAGUACAACAAUAUUAUAUUUUGCUGAACUGCUGCCGACUGUUGACGUCGUAAAUACAUCAAAUUUACUGAAAAUGGCACAAAAGAAACAAACUUCUAUUUCGUAUUUUAUGAAAAUAUCGAACUGUCGUAGUCAACCCGAUUCUAAGCAGGACAUUUCCUCAUGUAUUACGUCUGAAUUAGAAGAUACGUCACGUUCAUUAUCAUCCCCCUCCAAAAAGCGAACACAUUCUUCUAUGAUUUCUUCAAUAAAAAAUACAGAUGAUUCAACCCCAAUAUCAGAUCUCGUCUCAAAAUCUAUUGUUGCUGAUUCUACUAAUUUUAUGAAUGUAUAUGAUAUAGGAUUUUAUAUAAACCGUACAUUAUCACAAAAUGAAAUAUCUGAUAUUAUGAAUAAUCUAUGGGUGCCAGAUAUCAACUACAAAUUUCCAAUAAAAAUGUAUAUGAAAAAAAACAAGCAAGUAAAUUUAAAGUUUCAAUAUUCGUGGCUUCUGAAGUAUCCAUGGCUAUGUUAUUCCGAAAAAGAAUGCGGCGCUUUUUGUAAAUUUUGUGUAGCAUUCGUUAAGUCUGGUGUUGGAUAUAACUCAAAAAAGCCAAAUUCUUUUGUAGUGACUAAAUUCGAUAACUGGAGAAAAGCACUGGAAGGAUUUCAAAACCAUAGUGAAACAAAUUAUCACAAAACCUGUUUAUCCGAUUCUGAACAUUUUCUUAAAGUACAAAAAAAUAUUAAUGAAGACAUAUCAGUAAAACUAGACUCCAGUAGAAAGAAUCAAAUAAUGAAAAAUCGCGAACUUUUAACUCCGAUAAUCGAAGCAAUCAUUUUAUGUGGCAGGCAGAAUAUAGCAAUUAGAGGACACAGAGAUUCCGGUAAAUUAAUGAUCGACCAAACUGAUGACGAAUAUGAAAACAAUGAAGGGAAUUUUCGGGAAAUUUUACGGUAUAGGGCUCGAGGUGAUGAGCAGCUUAAAUUAUUUUUAGAAAGUAAUGGACAUUUAAAAUACACAAGUGCGACGAUUCAAAACGAAAUCAUCGAAUCGUGUAACCAAAUUUUAUUGAAACGAAUUGUGAGUAGAGUGAACUCUGCUCAAUGUUUUUCAAUACUCGCCGAUGAAACAGCUGACAUUGCGAACAUCGAACAAGUAGCAUUGUGUUUAGCAUCAUUAAUAUUAGAAAACUUGCACAAUUUUGGUAUAGAAACAAAGUACAUGCGAGGACAAGGUUAUGACGGCGCGGCUGCAAUGUCAGGAGAAUUUAACGGCGUUCAAGCCAUAAUUCGUAAGACUCAUCCUCUUGCUCUUUAUGUGCAUUGUUCCGCACAUGUCCUUAACUUAGCUGUUUCAAACUCCUGCAAAGUACAGGAAAUAAGAAAUUGUUUGGGGACCAUUUCCAAAGCUCGGGAUUUUUUCAAUUUUCCUAAAAGAAAAGAUGUUUUAAAAACUCAAAUUGAAAAUAGUGAUGAAAAAAUCUCAAAAAAAUCAUUAAAACGUCUUUGCGCUACCCGAUGGAUUGAACGUUACCAUGCAGUGAAUGAUUUUGAAGAGUUAUUUGAACAAGUGAUAGAAUCAUUAAACUUUAUAUCUGAGUGGAAAGAUGUUGAGACUUCUUCGCAUGCCAGUAAUCUGUGUAGUGCUAUAUUAGAAGGUGGAUUUAUUAUUUCUAUGCUUAUAGUAGCUAAAUGCUUUAGUGUUGGUCUUCCUUUAUCGAAACAUCUUCAGCGGGUUAAUAUUGACCUUGGCGAAGCGAUCCAAUUAGCGGAGGAUACAAUAAAAGAACUUGAAGAUUUUCGAAAAAAUGCUGAUUCUAUUUUCCAAGACAUUUUUGAAAAUGCUGUUUCUCUUGGUAAUAAAUUUGGUGUUACUAUAUGUAUCCCUAGAACUACGAAAAGACAAGCAAACCGUGUAAAUGUUGAAACUGAUUCAAUAGAAUUCGAUUUACCGGCCAUAAAGCUAUUUUAG
Metopolophium dirhodum (rose-grain aphid) is the source of this 2150-nucleotide messenger RNA. Its product is annotated as zinc finger MYM-type protein 1-like. The coding region runs from base 270 to 2150 and encodes 626 amino acids. Lineage: Eukaryota; Metazoa; Arthropoda; Insecta; Hemiptera; Aphididae. The transcript has 4 exons. The record is from RefSeq and is a predicted model, not a curated record.